Paralichthys olivaceus (Japanese flounder) is the source of this 1077-nucleotide messenger RNA. NCBI's taxonomy places the organism in Eukaryota, Metazoa, Chordata, Actinopteri, Pleuronectiformes, Paralichthyidae. The record is from RefSeq and is a predicted model, not a curated record.
GUCGGGCAGAGUCGGGAUGGUGACGGUGCUUCUGAGCGUGGUGCGGACAGAGAGGCUGCUGGGACUGUGGAAAGGAGUUUCACCGUGCUUCGUUCGGACCAUCCCGGGUGUGGGGAUCUACUUCAGCACCUUCUACUCUCUGAAGCAGCACUUCCUCCAGAACGGCAGCCUAGGGCCCAUGGAGGCCAUGCUGCUGGGAGGCGGGGCCCGGGCGGUGGCGGGGGUCUUCAUGCUGCCGGUCACUGUCAUCAAGACACGCUUUGAGUGCGGCAGGUACGGGUACAGGAGUGUGGUCGGGGCUCUGCGCAGCGUGUGUCAGACGGAGGGUCCUGCCUCUCUGUUCUCUGGCCUCAUGGCGACUCUCCUCAGAGACGUUCCCUUCUCUGGUAUCUACGUCAUGUUCUACAGCCAGGCCAAGGCCUCGCUGCCGACAGAAAUCAGCACGUCUCCGUCGGCCCCCCUCGCGAACUUCGGCUGUGGGAUCCUGGCGGGCGUGUUGGCCUCUCUGAUCACUCAACCCGCCGACGUGGUCAAAACACAGGUGCAAGUGAACCCACAGCUGAGGACGGCAGAGGCUGUCAGAUGCAUCUACAUGGAACAUGGCGUCCGGGGCUUCUUCAGGGGAGCAGUUCCUCGGUCGCUAAGGAGGACCAUGAUGGCCGCCAUGGCGUGGACAGUGUACGAGAAGAUGAUGGCCAACGUCGGACUGAAGUCCUGAAGGGGAACGUUGAUGAGUGAAAAGAAAAUGGAGAUUCAAGUCAAGUCACUGUAUGAAGAGGGUGAAUGUGUGAAGAGGAAGGAACUGCUGCUGUCGCUCACAGGAAAAUAUUUUAUGGAGAUGCUGACUCUUGAGCACAGACUCGUCUGAAUGAGUGACGUGCACGUCUGGAGAGAUUUCACUAUCAAGUGUGUCACUGGGUUGAGGCUGAAGUUCAAGAAUCCAACUUCUUCCCUGUACAGAAACUAAUACUGACACUAAAAAUGUUCCGAACCACACAACAAGUUUUUAAUCUCAGGGAGCGUUUGGACUCUGUCUUUAAGUUUUGGAAACACAGUGGGACAUUCCUCUAUCUGUUU